UUCACCACACUAGCUAUUCCAGCGUUAGUCAACACUGGUUCUCGUGGUAAAAAUUAAGAAAACAACAUAAAACGCCGUUCCUGAUUUCCAAAUACCAUUUCCUUGAAUUGUGGCCAAAAUAAAAGACUUGCAUAAUGGGGCGCCGCUCCAUAAACACCACCAAGAGUGGCAAAUACAUGAAUCCCACGGACCAGGCGCGCAAGGAGGCCCGCAAGAAGGAGCUCAAAAAGAACAAGAGGCAGCGCCAGAUGGUCCGGGCGGCGGUCCUUAAGAACAAGGAUCCAUCACAAAUCCUCGAGGAAAUGGAAAAGAUCGAUGAGAUGGAGUACAACGUGCUGCAACCCUCACCGCUGAACGAGAAGGUCUUGCGGGACAAGCGGAAAAAGCUGAAGGAGACCUUCGACCGCGUAAUGCGGCUCUACCACAACGACGAGCCCGAGCACUGGGCAGACCUGAAGCGCAAGGAGGUGGAGUACGAGAAGAAGCGGCUGAAAAAGCAGCAGUACUACGAGAGCGUCAAGCACGCCCAGAGUGUCCAGGUCGAUGAGAUUCCCCUGCCAGCGCCCGUUAAUGCAACCACACCGGCCGGUACUGCCGCGGCGCCUGGUGCCGCCGGUGCUGGCGUUCUUGGCGGAUUCGGUGCUGUCGGUGGCAUACGCGUUCCCCCACCGCCCAUGACCAUGGCCCUGCCGCCCUAUGCGCCUGGUGCUCCCCCAGGUGUAACCAAAAUCAGUGACACGGCUGUAAGUGAAACGACGCAGGCUGAGAAGUCGAAAGACGACGAGGAGAAAGACUGGUUGGGCGUACCGCCGGGUCCACCGCCGAAUCUGUUUGCCAUGCCCGAGCUCGAUUCUAAUGCCGAGGGUAAUUCAGACUACGAUGGCGAGGCGGAGGAGAAUGAAUCGGAUCAGGAGUUGUCGCAGAAAAAGAGCAAGGAUAAGGGAGACAGAGAGAGGGAAACAGCGGAGCCCAGCAGCCAGAAUAUCGAUGAUUUUAUGAAGGAAAUGGAGCACGUACACAAGCGGAAGCAUCGCAAGCUGGCGGCGGACAAGGCAGAUGUCGAUAAACUGCGGGACGACGACGAUGAAGAGGACGAGGACUCGCCGAAGCAUCAAGAACGAGACUCUAGCUCGGAUAGAAGAUCGAUGACCAGCAGUGAUAGCGAGGAGGAUGAGCAUCCAGAUAAGGAUGAUGAGAUGCCCGAGCUGCCCGCAAUCAAUCCUGUUCCAGCGAAACCCUUCCCCACAGUCCCAGCACCAGCUCCACCGACUGCACCCACACUUCCGGCGAUUCCACUGCCACCGCCGUCUUCAGUGCCGGCGCCACCGCAGCUGCCGCAUUUACCGCCAAUUCACAAUCUCGGACCACCGGGCAUGAUGUACCGGCCGCCACCUAUGCGACCGCCACAUGCCGGUUCCGGGUUUGGACUCCGCAUGCCGCCUGGUCCACCACCAGGAGCACGACCACCGCAUGCUCUCGGACCCAUGCCUCGCAUGGGUCUCCGAAUGCCACCGGGUCCGCCGCCAGGCCUACCGCCACGACUGGCUCACCACAAGCAGCUGGGCAGUAGCGGUGGCGGAGGUCCACCCAAGGAUUCUGCUAAGGGUGUGACCACCAUUACAGCCAAACCGCAAAUCAGGAAUCUGAGUGCCGAUGUCACCCGCUUUGUGCCAUCGACGUUGCGCGUGAAGCGUGAGGAUCAGCGGCGUACGGCGGCGAGACCUCGUCAUGCAACGGGCGAUGCCAGCCAUGCACCCACUGAGGCGCACAGCAAGCCGCCCACCAAGGAUGAUGCCUAUCUGCAGUUCAUGAACGAGAUGCAGGGUCUGUUGUAGCAUUUGGCGGCGAAAUUUCGGCUGUAUAUUUUGUGUUUAGUGUACGCUUAGAUAAAGAAUUAGUCAACCAAAAUGAA
Drosophila serrata is the source of this 1912-nucleotide messenger RNA. RefSeq lists its product as uncharacterized. The record is from RefSeq and is a predicted model, not a curated record. Lineage: Eukaryota; Metazoa; Arthropoda; Insecta; Diptera; Drosophilidae. Gene Ontology annotation, cellular component: spliceosomal complex. Gene Ontology annotation, biological process: RNA processing.